Molecule: messenger RNA, 279 nt
Organism: Atta colombica
Lineage: Eukaryota; Metazoa; Arthropoda; Insecta; Hymenoptera; Formicidae
Product: putative gustatory receptor 28b
Exons: 3
Coding region: 1-279 (92 amino acids)
Biological process (GO): sensory perception of taste
Cellular component (GO): dendrite; neuronal cell body; membrane
Source: RefSeq, a predicted model, not a curated record
AUGAAGAAAACGGGUAAUAUAGUGCAUGAUCUUUUAAAUUGUGCAAUCGGGAAAGAGAUAAAAGCAGAGCUCAAGAAAUUUUCGUUUCAAUUGCUACAUCGCAAAAUACAGUUUACAGCUAACGGAUAUUUUAUGCUCGAUAAUACUUUUCUUCAUUCGCUAAUUGGCACAGUGGUGACAUAUUUGAUAAUAUUUGUGCAAUUUCAAAUGGAAAGCUCACGUUCAUCAAUCAGACAGCAAUGUAACUAUACAGAGAGAGAUUUAAAAGAAGCGGAAUAA